CCAUUCGCUCCCACAACUGUUUUCUUUCUCCACACUCACACCCAGAACACGCCACUAACCCUCUUCCCCUCUAUCCAUACACAAGUCGAUCUUGAGAUCUAGCAACAAGCUUUGUCGGCCUUGCCACACUCGUUCAGAGCCAUGUCCCGAUCAGUUUCACAGACGUCCCGGCCAGUCGGCCGAGGGCUAGGAAGCACAAGCGUCAUGAUUCCGCCAAGUGCGAAAAAGAUCGUGCAAGAAUUGAAGGAAAUCGUGUCAAACACGGAGGAGGAAAUAUACGCAGCGUUGAAAGAGUGCAAUAUGGAUCCGAACGAAGCUGCUCAGAGGUUGUUGAAUCAAGAUCCCUUCCAUGAAGUGAGGCGGAAGAAGGGCAAGAAGAAAGAGGAGGGUGGUGAGGUCAGAAUUAGGGGUGGAGCUGGAAGGGGCGGGGGUAGAGGAGGCGGCGCGUCAGAUCGUGGUUCGAACCGCCCAGACUAUGGCGGUGGUCGAGGACGGCCGAUGCCGCAACGAGAGAAUGGAAUUCAUCCCAGUUCGAGACCCGGCGGCGCAGGAGCACCGGGCGGGCCGGGCUACAUCCCCGUUGUUGGGGGCUCUGCUCCAGGGUAUGGCGGAGGUCCUGUGGGUAUGCCGGGAGGGUUGCCCGGCUAUCCCCAGCAUAGGGCCCCGGUUCUGGGAGCCGGAGCACCAAGUGGCGUGGGAGCGUACGUGACUGGCGGAGUGCCUGGUGCUGCGCCUGGGCAGCCUGUGUCGGUGGCUAUGGGCGCAACUCAAACCACAGGCCUACCGGGUCAGCCUGCGCCUGCGGGGGGCUCGCUUUACUCGCGUCCCGGCGGAGGCUCUCUGUGGGGCGGCGGCGGAACGACCAUGGCGGAGAUGCUCAAGUCCUCCGCCGCCGCGCAGCAAGCACAGCAAGCUCCGCCCGCCCCGGCACCCGCGCCCGCGCCGGCCUUGCAGGCGCACGCGCCGAUCCCCCAGCCCGCCGCACCUGUCGUUACCGGACCCCCCGCCCCCACCCCGUAUCUCGCGGCAACCAUGGCGUCAGGCGUUACCGCGCCGAGCCUGUACGCGUCUGCGGCUGAUCCGGUACUGCACCCGCAGAGCAAGAGGGACGUGGGCACGGUAGGCACGCAGAGGCCCAUAGGGGAGCGGCUGCCGCCGGCGAGCGUGGCUGCGGAAACCGCGGAUGGUAGCGACGCUGCUGCGACGCAGCUGCCUGGCGUGUCGCUUGGGGCGCCGGAUCAGCAGCAGCAGCAGCAGAUUGCGCCGCAGCAGCCGCCUGCCGCCAGUGCGGCUCAGGUCUCCGUGGCCGAUGCGGCAGCCGCGGCGACUGUUCCGGCUGCGGGUGCGGCCCUGCAGACGCAGCAGCAGCAGGUGACCCAGCAGCAGCCGCAGCAGCCGUCUGUUCUCGGAUCCAUCGGCACUCCCGCUGCUGCUGCUGACGUGGUGGCCGUUACUCCCGCGCAGGAGCCUGAAUCCGCAGUUGCCUCACCAGAGGAGCGGGCGGCCGUGGCGGCGGCGGGCAGCAAGCUGCAGAGCCUGGGGCUGCAGGACGACAAGCCCGUGAUCAUUCCGGGCCACCUCCGCGUGCCCGAGGCGGACCAGACGCGCCUCAGCUUCGGCAGCUUCGGCGCUGGCUUCGGCACGUCGUUCGGCACCGGCUUCGGCGCGGACGCGCUCACCGCUAACAAGGCCGCGGACGCCGUUGGCUCGUCCAGUCUGCUGUCGCAGCCGCCUGCAGCACAGGCGGAGCAGCAAGAGCAGGAGCAGGAGAAGCAGCAGGAGCAAGAGCAGGAGCAGGUCGCCAAGGAGGAGCACGCGGCGAUCGUGGACGUCAAGCCCGUGGAAGCGCCCAAGCACGACGAGGAUCUGGCCGCUGCCGCCGCUGCCGCACAGGCGCAGCAGCAGCAGGAGCGCCCGCAGGCGAAGGACGAGCAGGCGCAGGCGCAAGCGCAGGCGCAGGCGAGCGUGGCGGAGACGGCGCAAGCGCAGGCAGAGGCAGCGGCGUUCGCUGCACAGGCUGCUGCUGCGGCGGCAGCGGCGCAGCAGGCGCCAGCGGCAGCAGCCCAGCCGCUGCUCCAGGAGGCGCAGGCUCCUGCCGCCGCCGCGCAGCAGCCCCAGCAGCAGCAGCAGGCGGCGCAGCAGGUAGCGUCGCACCAGCAGCAGCAGCAGCCGCUGGCUGAGCAGGCCCAGGCCCAGCAGGCGAUCGCGCCUCAAGCGCCGCUUGUGCAGCAGCAGCAGCAGCCCCAGCAGCAGCAGCAGCAGCCAGCGCAGGCGCAGCAGCAGGCGCAAAGCCAGCUGUCGCAGCAGCAGCAGCUGCAGCAGCUGUCUCAACAAGCUCAGCAGCAGCAGGCACAGCAGCAGCAGCAGCAGCAGCAGCCGUCCGCGUAUCCGUAUGUACCUGCGCUGCAGAACUACCCUGCCUUUGGCCUGGUGCCGCAGAUGCCCGCGGGGCAAUACCCCGCCUAUGACGCGUCCGAGCCUCAAGUCGCCGGCGACAUCUCCCGCUUCACGUCCGUGGGACUGCAGCAGUACAGCGACCCGCCUGGCAGCUACUACUCGCCCGCGUUCAGGCCCAGUGGCGACGGCGAAAUGCGUUACUCGCCUUUCGUGACGUCGUCGGGCUCCGCCCUGGGCGCCAAGUACGGAUCCGCAGGCGUCGCGGGUGCGGGGCAGGGGCUCCCUUCUCAAGAGACGUCCAGCAGUCUGGGCAUUGUGGGAGCUCCGUCCAUGGGCCAGGCGUCCUCCUCACACUCCACUGGUCUCUCCCAGCAGCAGGUGCAGCAGCAGCAGCCCCAGGCGCAGCAGCAGCAGCAGCCGCAGCAGCAGUCCCAGCAGCAGCCGCAGCAGGGGCAGCCUCAGCAGGGGCAGCAGCAGCAGCAGCAACAACAGCAGCAGCAGCAGCCGGUUCCCAUGCACGCUGCCGCUGCCGCUGCAUAUGCCGCGCAGCCUGCAGGCAUCCCCAUGGGUGCGCACUACGGAAUCAACUAUGCAGGCUACGCGCAAUACGCUGUGCCUCCCAACUACUACACCAUGCACUCCCCCUACACGCACCCCAGCUACGCCCCCACCUCCUCCACCUACCCACAAGCGCCUGGUAACCCCUCGUACCCCACAGCAGCGGGGUCCUCCUACCCUCCUGGGACGGUCGCAGGCGCUAAAUACCCCAUGCCCGCAGGGUAUAAAACGGCAGGUUCCACUGGCGGCACGGGGCAUCUGACUGCGGGAGCAGCGGCGUAUGGGGCGUACCCGGGGGCGGCUGGGGGGUAUGGUGGGGGGCCUGGGAUGUCGGCAGGGGGGACGAGCAGCGGGGGGUAUGAGGAUGUUGGGGGCAGUCAGUACAAGGACGCCAGCAGCCUAUACCUGCAAGGCCAGCAGGUGUCAAGAGACAUGGCAGCAGCAGCGGUGGCGGCAGGAAUGCCGACCUCCUCAUACUACAACCUUGCACCAGGCCAAGCUGGGCACGCAGGGGGCUACCCAUCAGCCACGCACACCCACCCCCAGGCUCCGGGGGGCCAUGCCACGCACCCGGCAGCAGCAUACGGGGCAGCAGCUGCUGCUGCUGCGGGCCUGUACCACGCGUCCCAGUCGGGACCGGGAGGCCCCUCAGGCCACGUGCACGGCCACUCGCACCAGCAACUGCUGCAGUCGCAGGGUAUGGGCGGUAGCGCCGGCGGUGCUGGUGUUGGCGGGUCUGCUGGCGGUGGUGCCGGCAGCUACCAGCAGCAGCAGCAACAGCAAGCGCAGGCACAACGCUCCCAGCAGAGCUGGAGCGGCACGUACUGAGGCAGGGAGGGUGAGAGCGUGAGGGGAACUGGUGCUGGUGCAUAUUGAGCGUGGUGGCUGCCUGCCGGUGUUUGCACAUGACGUGUGGCACAGUUCAGCUGCGAAUGGUGUUUUUGUUUUGUAGCGAUGGGGCGAUUGCGUACCCACUUGUGUUGCACUUGUACUGGGCCCCUGCCUGCCCGCCUGCUUUGACUGUGCUCCUGCUCUCAAACAUUGCUCCAGGCACCCUACCCUGGUGUCCGAUAGAUUUGUAGGGUUGCCUGUGCGGGAAUUUUCCCCACUUUUUCGUGUUUAGGAUUGUAACAGUUUUUGCCUGUGUUGCUGCAUUUCUUACUCGGCAUGGUUACUC
Messenger RNA from Closterium sp. NIES-67, 4132 nucleotides. The record is from the annotation of a GenBank genome assembly. Lineage: Eukaryota; Viridiplantae; Streptophyta; Zygnematophyceae; Desmidiales; Closteriaceae.